Limanda limanda (common dab) is the source of this 1383-nucleotide messenger RNA. RefSeq names its product ras-related protein Rap-2b-like. Gene Ontology annotation, molecular function: GTPase activity; GTP binding; GDP binding. Gene Ontology annotation, cellular component: plasma membrane. The transcript has a single exon. The record is from RefSeq and is a predicted model, not a curated record. Bases 309 to 857 code for a protein of 182 amino acids. NCBI's taxonomy places the organism in Eukaryota, Metazoa, Chordata, Actinopteri, Pleuronectiformes, Pleuronectidae. Gene Ontology annotation, biological process: Rap protein signal transduction; negative regulation of cell migration.
GCCCAGGAGCGGCCGCUCUCCUCGGAUCAGCCCGCGGCCGUCGCAGCGCAGGCCCGCCCGGAGGAGGACGGUUCUCCGGCCUGGGAUCUGACUCUCCUCUCCCCGGCGAGAGCGCAGCCUCCCCCGGCCUCCGCGCUGUGAAAACAUCGGGGCUGGUCAGCGGGUGGGAGAGAGAAGGAGAGAGAGAGCGAGCGAGCGACAGAGGGAGAGAGAGAGAGACGGAGAGAGGAGGCGAUCGUCGCGGAAAAAAAGAGGUGUCUGGCUUUUCUUCUUCCUCCCCCCUCCUCCUCCUCCUCUCCUCCCCGGCCAUGAGGGAGUACAAAGUGGUCGUGCUGGGGUCGGGCGGAGUCGGCAAAUCCGCGAUCACCGUCCAGUUCGUGACGGGCUCCUUCAUCGAGAAGUACGACCCCACGAUAGAGGACUUCUACCGGAAGGAGAUCGAGGUGGACUCGUCCCCCUCCGUGCUGGAGAUCCUGGACACGGCGGGCACGGAGCAGUUCGCCUCCAUGCGGGACCUGUACAUCAAGAACGGCCAGGGCUUCAUCCUGGUCUACAGCCUGGUGAACCAGCAGAGCUUCCAGGACAUCAAGCCCAUGCGGGACCAGAUCAUCCGGGUGAAGCGGUACGAGCGGGUGCCCAUGAUCCUGGUGGGCAACAAGGUGGACCUGGAGGGGGAGCGGGAGGUGAGCUCCGGGGAGGGCAAGGCGCUGGCCCAGGACUGGAGCUGCCCCUUCAUGGAGACCUCCGCCAAGAAUAAAGCCUCGGUGGACGAACUGUUCGCAGAGAUCGUCCGACAGAUGAACUACUCCACUGUCCCCAGCGGUGGAGACAAGUGUUGCUCCUGUGUCCUGUUCUGAAGACAAGUCAACAAACAGGAACCCGAGCUCAAGAAGUGUUUCCCUCUCUCCUCACACUGUUGUCUUACUGUUGCACACACACACACAAAACCGAGAAGAAACCUAACAACGACAACAAUCGACGAUGUAUCAUAGUCUGGAAAAGUGUUUACAUGACAAAGUACUUGAAUGUUUUGGGGGAUUUUUUUUUCUUUUUAUAGCUUUGUAUAUGACACUUCUCUGGAAAUGUGCCUCAAUGGGAAUGUCUUAUUGUGAAACCUAAGAGACACGCGUUUUUCCGUUUCUCUCCUUUCUUCUGUUCGUGGUUUUAUCUGUUGAGUUGUACUGGGUCAUCUUCACCUUGGAGCUGGGUGGUGUUGAUGACGAUGAUGAUGAUGAUGGUGGGGGGUUACUAAACCCUGUUAUUAGGCCUCGUCAUAUUUCAAAUCUCUCAAAUCCAAUCUACAGGUGCAGACCCUCCCACUAAGAUGCUGUAUUUUGAAGCUGUGGAUUGUGGUGGAGUUGUGUAACGCCUACAUAUCUUUUA